Molecule: messenger RNA, 1191 nt
Organism: Caenorhabditis angaria
Lineage: Eukaryota; Metazoa; Nematoda; Chromadorea; Rhabditida; Rhabditidae
Source: the annotation of a GenBank genome assembly
AUGGAAGUUGAAGAAGAAGAAGAAGAACCAUGUUAUAUUCUGAAUAUUCCAAAUGAGUUACAAUUAAUGAUUUUUGAUAAAAUGGAACCGGCAGAUAAGUAAGUUUUUGUUUUUAAAAACCAUUUAAAUACAAUUUUCUUUAGAAUUUCUUUUGGAAAAACAUCGCGAAAAUGUCGUGCAAUUUGGAAAGAAUCGAAGAGUUUAUUUGAUGGAAUUGCUUGGAAUUACAAUAAGUUCGAAGAAAGUAUUCUUUUAUCAUUCAAUGAUUCAUAUCCAUUUGAAGGAAAUCGACAAUCUGUUGAAUGUCAUGAAAAUCGCAUUGUAUUGUGAGUUUUUUCUUGACCACUGAAAUAUCAAAAAUCAUCAUUUACAGCGGCGAAAAAGAUACAUACUUCAGUCAACGCAACAAUUUUAAACGUGGGCUUGAAUUUGCCAAAUGGAAGUUUGUGAAAACACUCGAAAAAUAUCAGAAUACUGUGAAAAGUAUCACAAUUGAUGGAGAAUGUUCAGCUAAUUUGCGAAAUAUUACAAGUUUUCCUAGUUUGCGGUAUUUGAUUUUAAGAGACUGUCCAAAUAUUGUAAGAGAAGUUUUAUCAAAAUCUGUAAAUGCGUUGGAAUAUCUGGAGAUUGAUGAAUGGAAUAACAAUUAUGCGGAUUGUCCUGAAAUUUAUCGAGUUUCCGAAUAUUUAUCGAUUUUUUUUGAGUUAACUCGUGAACAAUUUCAUAGAUUAUCCGCAAAGAGAAUCGAAAUGGAAAUAGGAGAUUUGAAAGCAGAAGAUAUUUUUGAAUUUAUCAAGUCUUGGCAAAAUGGAAGAAGAAAUCUAGAGAGUUGUAAAUGGGCUCUUGGUUAUUUAGACGCUCCAAAAUUUUUUGGAUUUUUCAACACUCAAGUGAUCAAUCGUUAGUAAGUUAUCAAGAAUUUAGUUAUAUUUUGAAAAAUUUAUUUUCUUUUCUAGCAAGCGAAUUACAAUUCGAGGACCUGGAGAAACAUUAGCACAAAUCGUUUUUAGAAAGAAAACUAUAUUGAUAUUCGAAGUUUUAGAUGACUUAGAGAUUAUUGAUGCGGAUGGUGCAGAAGGUUCUGAUACAAAUGUGGAUUAUCGAGAGUAUUCUUACGACACUGAGGGUGAGUUUACAAUGUUACCUUGGAAAUCUAGAAAUAUAUUGUUUUCAGAUGAUUUUGAUGACUAA